Molecule: messenger RNA, 3201 nt
Organism: Aplosporella prunicola CBS 121167
Lineage: Eukaryota; Fungi; Ascomycota; Dothideomycetes; Botryosphaeriales; Aplosporellaceae
Exons: 4
Coding region: 1-3201 (1066 amino acids)
Biological process (GO): protein polyubiquitination
Cellular component (GO): nucleus; cytoplasm; ubiquitin ligase complex
Molecular function (GO): ubiquitin-ubiquitin ligase activity
Source: RefSeq, a predicted model, not a curated record
AUGGCUGACGCGCAGUCGGACGCGGAUAAGAUCCGCAACAAGCGUCUCGCAAAACUGGGGGGACAGUCAGCGGCUCCAGCUUCGCCAGGCACAGGCGAAGCUAGCGGUGCUUCAGGAGCAGCCUCACCUACGGUUUCGGCGCCUCAAACCGAACAGAGCUCGCCGGCACCUUCGAGGACGGAAAGUCCUAAGAUCACCACAGCACCUCCGGCCGCCACACCCAAGCCUGCUCCGAAGAUUAAUAUCACGUCAAAGCCAUCGGUACCACAAAAGCGCGAAGGAGAUAGUCCAGCACGCGCGUCGCCGCGACCUGCUGUGCGGGAGUCGACAGAGGUCUGGCAACACAGGACCCUCGGCAACGUUUUCAGGAUUACGCUGGACGAGAAGAAUACACAUGAUUUGCACGGCAACAAGCUCACGUAUGUGCCUGGUGUCAAGGGAGAUCUGGAGGAUGGAGGCAGCCCGCUGCUAUUCAGCACGACGGUGCUGGACCAGGCGAUAUUGGAAUCUGCCACUAGCCAAAGCAAGCCGCUGGAUUACCUUUUGGCUUGCUGGAAGAGGAUUUCAAGAGGCACGAGAGGUGCAAGCUCUGCCGACAAGAAUGAUCCGGAUAGAGCUGAGGUGCUCAGGGAGGCACGGAGACUCUGCAUGAGCUAUUGCAUGUUUGCUGUAACCAUGCCUGACAUGUUUGGGAUGGAGCCGUGGUCGAUCAACCCACUUGGCCACCACUUGUUGGUUGACCCUGAGGAUGAGCGAGGACUUUGCCAUGACUUUCUCAAUGAGGCUGUCUCGCGGUUCGAGGAAGACGAGAGCGUCAAGGAAGCGCUCGUCGGUGCUAUGGAGCAGGUCAGCCGCGAACUCUCCAAGAAGAGCAUGAAUGAGGAUUUCAAGCCUUAUGUUUUGGCUUUGCGGAACUUCUGCCAGUAUCCUCAACUGGUUACCGCUCUCUCACAGUCUCUCAUGUUUCUUCCUUCCGACCUGGAUGCGGUUCGUCUGGAGAAUGAGACACUGCUGGGUCCUUAUUUCAGGCUUUCACCACUGCAGGCCGAGGUCUCAUUGAACUAUUUCUCGGAUGCCAGAACCAGAGACAAGUCAGCCAUCUACAAUGCUCAAAAGGCACUCAGAAUGACGCUGCAAACGCAUCAAGAUGAGCUCUUUGACAUUGUCAACCGCUUCAUACGGACCAAGGAUGCACGUAGUAACAUGCUGAACUGGUUUGCGGCGACGAUCAACAAGAACCAUAAGCGCCGUGCCAUGAGGGUUGAUGCCAAACAGGUCUCAUCAGAUGGUUUUAUGAACAACGUGACAGUUAUGCUGGAUCGGUUGUGCGACCCCUUCAUUGACUCCACCUUCUCCAAGAUUGACCGCAUCGACAUCAACUACCUGAGGAGGGAUUCACGUAUUGAUAUCAGUGAUGAGACGAAGAUCAACGCCGACCAAAAUGCGUCGGAUGCCUUUUACAAGGAUAAGGUUGGGGGUGAAACCAACUUCAUCACAGAGUGCUUCUUCUUGACAGUGGCUGCACACCACUAUGGAACAGAGGCAGCAAACAGCAAACUCACACAACUUCAGAAAGAUGUCAAAUGGAUGGAGAAAGAGUUGGAGAGGUUCGAGUCGGAAAGGCACAAGUAUGCUCACAAUCCGGCUCAGCUGCAGCUGUUUGAGAAUGCCCUCAAGAAGUACAAGGAUGCAGUUGAGAGGAGCCACUGCACUAUCUUGGCCACGCAAGGUGUUUUGCUGGACGAGACAGCCCAAGGGCGGGCGAUGCAGUUCAUGCGAUAUGUCAUCGUAUGGCUACUCCGCCUUGUCAGUCCAGGAUACCCGCAGCAAAAGCUGAUGCUCCCUCUUCCCGAGGAUCAGCCUGAAGCAUUCAAGUGUCUUCCUGAGUAUUUCCUGGAAGACAUUGUGGAUAACUUCAAGUUCAUCACACGCAUGAUGCCACAGAUUGUCACCUCCACGCAAUGCGAGGAGUUGAUCGUGAUUUGCAUCACGUUCCUCCGCAACUCGGCCUACAUCAAAAACCCAUAUCUCAAGUCGGGACUGGUCAGCAUUCUUUAUUAUGGAACUCUGCCUUUCUAUGGUAAGUCCAAGGGUGUGCUCGGUGAUGUUCUAUUUGCGUCCUCUUUCUGCACGGAGCAUCUACUUCAUGCCGUCAUGCAGUUCUACAUUGAAUGCGAGAGCACCGGUGCGCACACACAGUUUUAUGACAAGUUCAAUAUCCGUUACGAAAUCUUCCAGGUCAUCAAAUGCGUAUGGGGCAAUCCGGUGUACAGACAAAACCUUGGCACCGAAGCCAGGGUGAAUCUCGAUUUCUUCGUACGUUUCGUCAAUCUUUUGCUGAACGAUGUCACCUUUGUCCUUGACGAGUCAUUCUCGUCUUUCCACACGAUCCACAACCUCACAAAGGAGCUUCGUGACCCCUUCCCUGGCAUGGACGAGAACCAGCGGAAGGAGAAAGAGGAGGCUCUCGAAUCUGCCAAGCAAAAAGCCAAGAGUUACAUGUCUCUUACCAAUGAGACUGUCAGCAUGCUUAAGCUCUUCACCGAGGCGCUCAGCGGCUCUUUCACCAUGCCAGAAAUUGUGCAGCGUCUGGCCGACAUGCUUGACUACAACCUGGAUGCGCUUGUUGGUCCUAGGCAAACGAACCUCAAAGUCGAGAACCCACAAGAGUAUGGAUUCAAUGCUAAGAGCAUGCUUGCGGAGAUUGUAGAUGUGUAUCUCAAUCUCAAGGAAAAGGAUGCCUUUUGCACUGCUGUCGCCCGUGACGGUCGCUCAUACAAGGCUGAGAAUUUCACGAAAGCAACCGGUAUCAUGCGUCGCUUCGCAUUAAAAUCGGAAGAUGAGCUAGCGCAGUGGGAGAACAUGGCCGCGAAGAUUCAGGCCACGAAGGAGGCGGAAGAGCAGGAAGAGGCGGACUUAGGCGAGAUUCCAGAUGAAUUCUUGGAUCCGCUGAUUUUCGAUCUCAUGAAGGAUCCAGUCAUCUUGCCUGUGAGCAGGAUGACAAUCGACCGCAGUUGCAUUCAGUCGCACUUGCUGUCUGAUCCGCAUGAUCCCUUCAACAGGAGCCCGCUGAAGAUUGAAGAUGUGAUACCGAACACGGAGCUGAAGGAAAAGAUAGCCAACUGGAUUGCGGAGAGGAAGGCGACUCGUGCGGCUGAAAAGGCGGCCGCCGCUGGUAGUGAGCCGAUGGACACGUCUUAG